AUGUUUGCCUUCCUGUCACUCCUUUUCGUCUUUUCGGUGGGAUUCGUGCAAGCUCUACCUGCUAUAUCUCGACGUGAUGUGCCACAGGGCUUGUUGACCCAGCUCGAGUACCUGGCCGAAUACAGUGCCGCCAGCUAUUGCCCAGAGAACAACUUGCCCGGCUCGAGCACCCAAGUCACAUGCAGCGCCGGCAACUGCCCUCUUGUACAAGCUGCCGGUGCCACCACACUGGUAGAGUUCCAGAAUGUAGGCCCGGUGGAUGGGACUGGCUUCGUAGCGGUCGACCAUUCCAGACAGUUGAUUGUCCUGUCUUUCCGAGGAAGCAGAUCUCUGGGCAAUUGGAUCACCAACUUGAACAUCGUCCAGAAGCCUUUCCCUGCUUGUGCAGGCUGCACCGUCCAUUCUGGUUUCUACGACACGUGGAAGUUCGUCAAGUCGCAGGUCGUGGGCGUAUUGGCGACAGCUGUAAAGCAAUGGCCCACCUACCGAGUCAUUGCCACAGGACACUCGCUCGGAGGUGCGGUGGCGACCAUCGCUGCAGGUGACCUGCGCAAGGACGGGUACACGGUCGACCUCUAUUCUUACGGUGCACCAAUGACAGGCAAUCUGUUCUUCGUGAACUACGUGUCAUCGCGCGGCAAUAACUAUCGAGUCACCCAUGCAGAAGAUCUGGUUCCAAAGUUGCCGGGAUACGCCCUGGGCUUUGCACAUGUCUCCAAUGAGUAUUGGAUCACGUCGCCCACGGGUGCAGCAGUGACCUCAGCCGACAUCAAGGUCAGCAGUGGAGCAUAUAAUCUCAAGGGGAAUAAGGGCACUCUUGGCUUGAGCGCAGAUGAUCAUCAAUGGUGA
Molecule: messenger RNA, 849 nt
Organism: Cyphellophora europaea CBS 101466
Lineage: Eukaryota; Fungi; Ascomycota; Eurotiomycetes; Chaetothyriales; Cyphellophoraceae
Exons: 4
Coding region: 1-849 (282 amino acids)
Biological process (GO): lipid catabolic process
Source: RefSeq, a predicted model, not a curated record